CUACGUCUGCAUGUUAGUGCUUUAUUCAGCAUGCUGAUUACCUUGCGUAAAUAGCCUAUUCUGUUCGUUAGCCUACAUAAGCACAUGACGUAUUCUGAAUAUUGCCAUAACCAGAAUAUGGUCCUCCUUAAUUGGAAUAUGGGGUACGGAAACGUAGCCAGUGACAUGGCAUUCAACUUCUUAUGUAGCCUAAUAUUCGCUGAAAGCAUUCAAUAAUGUAGUUGCGUUUUCAAAUGCGAUAUGCAUUUACGUGAGUAAAAAUAACAUCGCAAAAUAGCCUACUAAUUUGCAGUAUAGCCAACAGUGGAACGUGUAUGAGAGAUGGUAAGGAAAUAGUUAAGAUCACAUUUUCCUGCUUUGAAACUCCAGUCCAGAAGAUGGCAGUAGUUCGUCCUAAUCUUGUUGGUGGACCAACCAUCAUAACAGAAGAAAUUUUGAAGAUCCACGAGAAAGUUUGUUUUGCUAUUGUGCGACACCGUAGGAGAUUGGUCCGAAAGAACGAUCUACUUGUAUAAAUCUAUUUGAGAUCUGGAGUCUGACAUGACAGGAUUUACUGAAUCAAUACCACUGCCCAUGCCAGUGAAUGAGAUAAAAGAAGAGUUUGAUGAUUUCCUUCAAGAGUACCUGUUUGCAGUUCAGAAGGUAAAAGAAAACCCUGAACUGGAUAAUGACUGCAAGACUGAAACACACAUAUCAACCUUUAACUGUGAAGAACAGCUGCCUCCACUAAUGGAAAUAAUCAAAGAAGAAGCCUCUAAUUUCAGAGAAGAUAUUCAGAAAUACUCCUACCCUACAGAAACAGAUGAGAUGAGACAUACUGCGGGAAAGACCCAUCAUUGUACUGGGUGUGGAAAGGCCUUUUGCAGGAAGAGUCAUCUCAAGUCCCACCAGAAGAUCCACACAGGAGAAAAGCCGAAUCAGUGUACUACAUGUGGGAAGAGUUUCAGGACUAGGGGAGAGGUCAACACCCACCAGCGCACACACACAGGAGAAAAGCCGCAUCAGUGCUCUGACUGUGGAAAGGCCUUUGGUCAAAGGUCUCAUCUAAUACAACACCAGAAGAUCCACACAGGAGAAAAGCCACAUCAGUGUAAUACAUGUGGGAAGAGUUUUAAAAGUAGAGCAGAGGUCAACUCUCAUCAGCGCACACAUACAAUAGUAAAGCCGUAUCAGUGUGCUACAUGUGGAAAGAGUUUCAAGAGUAGAGCAGCGGUGAACAUCCAUCAGCGCACACAUACAGGAGAAAAGCCGUAUCAGUGCUCUAACUGUGGAAAGGCCUUUAGGCAACUCUCAUCUCUCCAGCAACACCAGACAAUCCAUACAGGAGAAAAGCUGUAUCAGUGCUCUGACUGUGGAAAGAGAUUCAGGACUAGGUCACAGGCCAACAUCCAUCAGCGCACACAUACAGGAGAAAGGCCUCAUCAGUGCUCUGACUGUGGAAAGAGUUUCAAGACUAGGUCACUGGUAAAAACCCAUCAGCGCACACAUACGGGAGAAAAGCCGUAUCAGUGUACUACAUGUGGAAAGAGAUUCAACACUAAGGCAGAGGUCAAAAUCCAUCAGCGCACACAUACAGGAGAAAAGCCGUAUCAGUGCUCUGACUGUGGGAAGGCCUUUAGUCACAGAUCUAAUCUAACAAAACACCUGAAGGAGAAACACACAGGACAAACAGGAGAAAAGCUGUAUCAGUGCUCUGACUGUUGAAAGGCCUUUGGUCGAAGCUCUCAUCUAAAGGAAAACCAGAUGAUCCACUCAGGAGAAAAGCCACAUAAGUGCUCUAACUGUGGAAAGGCCUUUAGUUUUGUCUCUCGUCUCCGGAAACACCAGAGGAUCCACACAGGAGAAAAGCCGUA
This is a messenger RNA of Alosa alosa (allis shad), 1853 nucleotides long. RefSeq names its product zinc finger protein 239-like. Gene Ontology annotation, biological process: central nervous system development; regulation of transcription by RNA polymerase II. The coding region runs from base 541 to 1704 and encodes 387 amino acids. Gene Ontology annotation, cellular component: nucleus. NCBI's taxonomy places the organism in Eukaryota, Metazoa, Chordata, Actinopteri, Clupeiformes, Clupeidae. The record is from RefSeq and is a predicted model, not a curated record. Gene Ontology annotation, molecular function: RNA polymerase II cis-regulatory region sequence-specific DNA binding; DNA-binding transcription factor activity, RNA polymerase II-specific. The transcript is spliced from 3 exons.